CCACACACAAAGGUUUUGACAGUCACACACAACACUAUGGAGAAACUUCUUAUAUUGGUUGGCAUUGUUGCUGUCAUUAAUGCAGCAUCAGUGUAUGAGUUCAACAAACCUUCAGUGCUGAAGUAUGAACCAAAGUUUAAGAAAAACUAUGGUUAUAAAAAGAUGAUAAAAGAUGAGGACUUUGGUGUCAAAACAUAUCCCAGACCUCACGAGUACUUGUCAGCAGAGGAUAUACCGGCUAGCUUUGAUUGGAGAAACAAGGAUGGAAAAAAUUACGCCAGCACAACCAGAAACCAACACAUACCUCAAUAUUGUGGAUCAUGUUGGGGAAUGGGCUCUACCAGUGCAUUGGCUGAUAGAAUCAACAUUAAAAGAAAUGGGGCAUGGCCUUCAGCUUACCUAUCCAUUCAGAAUGUGAUUGACUGUGGAGGGGCAGGAUCCUGUGAGGGCGGGGACGACAGGGGCGUGUACGAAUAUGCCCAUAAAUCUGGAAUUCCCGAUGAAACCUGCAAUAACUACCAGGCUAAGGAUCAAGAAUGUAACACAUUUGACCAAUGUGGUACAUGUACAACAUUUGGUAAAUGUAAAAGCCUUAGUACCUACAAUGUUACCAAGGUAGCUGACUAUGGCUCAGUAUCUGGUAGAGAGAAAAUGAUGGCAGAAAUUUAUCAAAAUGGACCAAUCAGCUGUGGAGUUAUGGCAACAGAUGGUCUAGAGGCCUAUGAGGGAGGGAUAUUUGCCGAAUAUCACUUGUUCUCAGAAAUCAACCACAUUAUAUCUGUGGCAGGUUGGGGUGUUUCUCCUAACGGCACAGAAUAUUGGAUUGGCAGAAACUCCUGGGGAACUCCAUGGGUAAGCCUUGCUGUAGAUGUUCUGAUGUUUACAAAGUUAACUGCCUCACUGCUUUUAGUUCAAAACCUCAGUUGGGCAGUAAAACUAGUUCAUGUGAGGGAACCUUUAACCCUUACCCAGCUAGAGGAGAGGGUUGGAGGAGGGGUACAUGUGGGGAUGCUGGAUGUGAAACAGGGACACCAAAAUACAUUUUCAAGAUUCAAGAAAAAAUACUGGAGCGGGGAUGUGGUAUUCACGGUAGGGCAGCAGAAAGUGACUGAGGGAUACUAA
Messenger RNA from Mercenaria mercenaria, 1122 nucleotides. Its product is annotated as cathepsin Z-like. Gene Ontology annotation, molecular function: cysteine-type endopeptidase activity. Lineage: Eukaryota; Metazoa; Mollusca; Bivalvia; Venerida; Veneridae. The record is from RefSeq and is a predicted model, not a curated record. Gene Ontology annotation, cellular component: lysosome. The coding region runs from base 37 to 1122 and encodes 361 amino acids. The transcript has 6 exons.